CUGCGACUUUUCUUCUCUCUUUUUUCUUUCUUUCUUCUUUUCUUCUCCUUUUUUUCCUUUUUUCUCUCCUCUAUGAUGCCGACCUUGUAUUUUCCUCACCCCCUCUUGCUGCCGCAGCACAUUCCCUGUACCUCCAUCGCAUUCCACUGGCUCCAGCCCCCGCAUGCAUUCGAGCCCAGCUACCUGCACGAGCAUUAGAUCUGGUGUUGUUUUUUUUAAUUUUUUUUUUUGUGGUUUCAUUAGAUCUGGUGUUGUAUUCUUUUUUUUUUUCCUUAUUGUCUACUGUAUAUGUGACUUGCUAGAGAACCGGUUCAAAUCGGAAAACCGGACCGGAAAUUACCAGUUCGGCUUGAUUCGGUUUUUCUUUUAUUUUUUUCAAAAACCGGACCGGACCGGACCGGAUGAACAGUACCGGUUCCGGUGUGAGCUGUGAACCGGACCAAACCGGACCGCGCCCACCCCUAAUAUCUAUCCUUUUGUGGAUCAUCAACUUCAAGGGAUUCUUUGGUGAGUUUUUAGAGGAAUGUUAAGGUCUUGACAUUGUCGAUUUUGAAGUCAUCGAUGCUUUGGGUCCAAAGGGUGUUCUCAUUAACAUUGGAAGAGGUCCUCAUGGUGAUGAACCUGCUGGAUGGCCAGUUAGGUGGGAAUAUUCUUCUAAACAAAGAGUUGGGAACUUGCUUGGAAGUUGAUUACACUUUGGUAUUGGACGUAUUCAGCUCUUUCUUGGGGAAUUCCUCAAUUCUUCAGUUUCUUGCCUGUCUUUUAGUUCUCUUGUUGAGAGAUUCAUUGGUUUUAUUAUUUUAUGACUUGUGCUAUGGUGAUCAUCGCGAAAUUUGGCUGAGCAAGAUUAUUUUAAUAGCCAUCUAACUUAUAUCCGGCUCAAUUCAUUAUUGCAUAUGCAAUUAGAUUCCAAUUGAAACAGUGUGCCGUUUUCUUUGGUUAACACACCACCAUGCGACAUAGUUUCCAUCUCUCUUUGUCCUUCUCUCUCCCUCUUCCAUUAUUUCCCCUCUGUUUUUCAUCUAUUCCUACAACUUUCAUAUUGAGUAUUUUCUGAGAGUUUGCGGAACCAGAUUUCUCUUUCAUAUUGAAUAUUUUCUGAGAGUUUGCAGAACCAGAUUUCUAGGGACUUAUUUUCUUUUCCAAUGGCCUUGAGCACCCAAAGAGCCUCUUCAUCUCGUACUUCAGCUGAAUGGGCUCCUCCACAUUGGAAGCAUGAUGUGUUUUUGAGUUUCAGGGGUGAAGACACUCGCAGCGGUUUUCUAUCCCAUUUAUACCAUGAACUGCAGUAUUGGCAAGCAAUUAAAACUUUCAAGGACGACCGAGACCUUGAAAUAGGAGCAAGUAUUUCUCCGGAGUUGUUGACCGCAAUCGAACAAUCACAUCUUGCCAUCAUUGUUCUCUCCCCAAAUUACGCUUCUUCCACCUGGUGCUUGGAUGAACUUUCCAGGAUUCUUGAAUGCAUGCAAGACACCUUGAGAAUUCUGCCAAUCUUUUAUCACGUGGAUCCUUCUGAUGUACGAAACCAAAGGGGUAGUUUUGCGGAAGCCUUCACUAAGCAUGAAGAAAAGUUCAGUGAAGAUGUAGACAAGGUGAAGCGGUGGAGAGAUGCUUUAAAAGAAGUUGCCAAUCUCUCUGGGUUGGAUUCAAAGAAUUAUCAGUCGGAAGCAGAGCUUAUUAAACACAUUGCCAAAUGUGUGUUUAGGAAAGUGCAUCCAAUGUUCAUGUUGUCAGGUUCUCUAGACAAGUUAGUCGGAAUUGAUUUUGCCCUUGAGCAACUACGUUUGCAAUUAGACCUCGAGGCAAAUGACGUUCGCUUUAUAGGGAUAUGGGGGAUGGGUGGGUUAGGCAAAACAACCCUUGCUAACCUAGUUUUUGAAAGAAUUUCCCAUAAUUUUGAACUUAGCUCGUUUCUAUCUAAUGUGAGAGAGGUUUCUGCAAAACAUGGUACUCUAGUUGAUCUACAAAAACAACUUCUUUCCCCAAUCUUAAAGGAAAAUAUUAUCCAAGUUACGGAUGAAUGGUCAGGAAUCUCUUUCACUAAAAAAUGUUUAUGCAAUAAAAAGGUUCUUAUUGUCCUUGAUGAUGUGGAUCAAUUAAAACAACUUGAAACACUGGUUGGAGAGAAAAAAUGGUUUCGUUCAGGGAGUAGAAUUGUCAUCACAACUAGAAAUGAACGUCUACUAGUUGAACAUGGUAUAACGAUACAAUGUGAGGUCAAGGUAUUAAAUGAUGAUGAAGCUCUUGAGCUCUUCAGUCAAAAGGCCUUUAAGAAAAGUCAGCCAGAUGAAGGUUUCCUGGAAUUGUCUAAGCGUUUCCUAAAUUAUGCGAAAGGCCUUCCAUUAGCUCUUAAAACUUUGGGGAGUUCUUUGUAUAGGAGAGAUCAAGAUACAUGGAAAAGUGUGUUGUAUAAUCUAAAGAAAAUUCAUUAUCCCGACAUUUUUUCUUCACUCAAAGUAAUUUAUGACGGACUAGAAGAGUGGGAGAAGAAAUUUUUUCUCCAUGUUGCAUGUUUCCAUAAAGGGGAGUAUAAAGAGAAAGUAAUUCGCAUACUUGACAAGAACCAUGACAUUUCUAGUCGUGCUGUAAUAGAUAUUCUUAUUGAGAAAUCUCUCUUAACUAUUAAAAUCCACUCUCGUAUCGACACUGUUGAGAUGCAUGAUUUGAUACAAGAAAUGGCAUGGGAAAUUGUUCGUCAAGAGUCUAUCCAAGAGCCUGGUCAACGCAGUCGUUUGUGGCUUCGCGAUGAUAUCUCUCAUGUAAUCAUGAACAAUACGGGAACCGAAGCAAUGGAAGCCAUUGGCUUGCAUUUGCCGAAAUUAGAAGAGGUGCAUUGGAAUUGUACUGAAGCCUUCUCUAAGAUGCACGGAUUAAGGCUUCUUGAAUUUGAUAAUGUGAUCAUUUCUUCAGCCCCCAAAUAUCUUCCAAAUUCCUUAAGAACUAUCAGUUGGAGUUGGCACCCUUCUAAAUCACUCCCGUCAAGUUUCGAACCACGUUUCCUUGUUGAACUAAAGAUGCGUCAUAGCAAACUUGUCCAGCUUUGGGAUGGAGCAAAGGUCUUGCCAAACUUGAAAUACAUCGACCUUAGUUACUCUAAUCAAUUGACAAGUACCCCAGAUUUCACAGGCAUUCUAAAUCUUGAGAUUCUGCGUCUAGAACAUUGUUCGAAUUUAGUUGAGGUUCACUCAUCUUUUGCAGUUCACAAAAAGCUGAAAAGUUUGAAACUUGAGGGUUGUACAAGUGAGGUGGAAAUGAAUUCUCUUCAAUCCUUUGAUCUUUCUUGGUGCUCAGAAGUGAAAAGGAUUCCAGAAUUUGUUGGACAGAUGAAUAAUUUGUCAUAUCUUUCUUUAGAUGGGACUGCUAUUGAGGAAAUACCUUCAUCAAUUGAACGCCUUGUCGGCCUUGUUAGACUGAUUAUAAGUAAUUGUAAAAGUCUCUUGAGUCUCCCGAGUGGGAUAAGCAAUUUGAAGUGUCUUAAGGAUCUGGUUAUGGAGGGAUGCACAAAAAUUGACAAAAUUCUAGGGGAGAUGGUGUUGUCUUCUCUAAAUCGUUUAGAGUCUUUGGAUUUGGGUAAUUGUAAUAUUGGUGAAGGAAUCAUCCGUGAUGAUAUUGGCCUCUUGUCUUCUUUAGUAGAGUUGAUUCUUAGUGGAAACAAUUUCGUUAGCCUUCCCUCAAGCAUUAGAUUCCUUUCUAAGCUGAAGUUUCUUAUGUUGGAGGGGUGCGAAAGGCUUGAGCAAUUGCCAGAUCUUCCUCCAUUCAGAUCCACCUUUUUACAUGUAAGUGUAAACAAUUGUACUUCUUUAACAAGGUUGUCAGAUCCAUCAAGGUUGAGCGGAGGAGCCAAUGUGUAUGAUUUUGAUUUCACUUGUCUUAAUUGCUUCAAAUUGGUUGAAGAUGAAGGCUGGAUUAAUAGAAUAUUUGCAAUGAUACUGAGAGCGUACUUUCUGGUAUUUACUCUCGGGAAUAAAUAUUUCCUUUCAAAUGGUAUUGUAUACCCUGGAAGUGAAAUUCCAGAGUGGUUCAGUAAUCGAAGUGUGGGAGAUUCAAUAACUGUGGAGCUGCCUCUGCCUCCACAACCACGAAGCGACUGGGUUGGGAUUGCUUUAUGUGUUGUUUUUCAUGAUUCUGAAUAUUUGGAUAAUCCAGACGCCCUUGAUGAAUAUGAAUAUUUCUACAUUCAAUCAUCUCUGAAAGAUGUUAAUGGGUGUGAAUGGUUUGGAAUCGGGAGUCUUGAGUCAGAACACCUUUGGGUUUUUUUUUUGCUUCGCGAUCAUCCCAGCCUCACGGAUGCCUCAAGCAGUCAGCGGGUUUCGUUCGAAACGCAUUAUUCUCCAUUUACAAGUGAUUUGGAAGAACUCAAAACAAGCUCGAAUAUAAAGGAAUGUGGGGCCCGUUUGGUGUACGAGAGAGAUUUGGAAGAAUUUAGCCGAAUACUGAAAGUCCCAAACCCAGCACUGCGUGCAUACGAUGACGAGGAUGACGAUGAUGAACCAGGAAUUGGUAGCUCUGAUGAUGACGAUGAACCAGUCUGCAAAAGAUUGAAGAAAGUCUAAAUUAUUUUGUGCUUGGUGCAAUCAGUCAAUGAGGUCUCUAAAUAAUACUUGAAAAGCUAAUGACGAUGAUGGUCAAUCCUCAGAAUUCAUCUCAGUUUUAUUGUUUUCACCAAUUGCUGUGUCAGAUAAUGUACUGAAAACGGACAAGUAAGGUGUCUGUAUUCCAUGAAAAUGCACAAUCUGAAUGAACAUUUGCAGAUGUUGCCCAACUGAAGCAUUUAGAACUGCACACUACUGAGUGAACAUCAGGUUUUAUUGGAAACUCAGGAGCUUCGGUAGAUUUCUCUAGAGCUAAGGUUAUUUACAAGGAAUAUGGAGAUAUGGACAAGUGUAGGCCUGCUAUUGAAUCAGCCGUUUUCCUUAGAGUUUCUAAAGGAAUGUGAGUGAAGGAAAUUUGCUGCAUUAUUUUGCUUGCUCAUUGCUGCUUUACGAUUAUAGCUGCUUUUGGAUUUUGCAGCAGGCGUGUAAAUUUGCAUCUUUGCUGUUAUUUAAAUUGAUUUCGAUAGAAAAUCAGGAAAGGAAAGGAGAGGUGGUUGGUUCAUGACGGAAGAGAGAAUAACAGAGAAGGAGCGGCAAAAGGAAAUUUCGCUUGGAAAAACAGUUGGCAUUAUUGGCUUGGGAAGAAUUGGCAAAGCCAGAGUUGAAGUACUAGGAAUACUAUCUAAGUUCCAUGGAGUUAGUUGGUUGUGUGAACUCUGAUCACUUCUGAGGAAACCAAUGACAUUGUCGAUUUUUAAGUCACUGAUGCUUGCUUUCCAAAGGGUAUUCUCGUUAACAUUGGAAGAGGCCUUAAUGUUGAUGAACCUGAGUCUCUGCGCUGCUGGAUGGUUUCUGCUGAAAUGGUUAGUAACUGAAGCAUUUAGAACAUGGUUGGUAACUUGGGAGGUAUCUUAUUCUGCUUAAAUGGUUUCUGCUGUAGGUUCAAGUCCACUCCACAUGCUGUAUAUGUUUGAUAUAGUUGGGCAGGUCAUCCCCAAAUUUUUGAUUUUCUUUAACUUCAAGUUGUGCUACUUCAACCAAUGUGUUAAUUAACAUGGAUAGUUUCUCAAGUCUCCUAUGUUGCUAACAGAAAACAGCAUAUCCGUUUUCCUUUUGCACUUACUUCUUUUGUUGUUUUCCUUAAUUGUUUGUCCUUCUACUACGUUCGAGAUAUAUUCUGGGUGGAUGGUCCGUGCUUAGGACUUGGAUUAACUUGUAUAGGCCUCGAGUAAAAUAACUAUUGCUAUAGUGAAA
Molecule: messenger RNA, 5786 nt
Organism: Prunus avium (sweet cherry)
Lineage: Eukaryota; Viridiplantae; Streptophyta; Magnoliopsida; Rosales; Rosaceae
Source: RefSeq, a predicted model, not a curated record